Molecule: messenger RNA, 634 nt
Organism: Hyaena hyaena (striped hyena)
Lineage: Eukaryota; Metazoa; Chordata; Mammalia; Carnivora; Hyaenidae
Gene: CUNH17orf78
Product: chromosome unknown C17orf78 homolog
Exons: 5
Coding region: 1-480 (159 amino acids)
Source: RefSeq, a predicted model, not a curated record
AUGGAUACCAUCUUGGUUUUCAGCCUAAUCAUUACAUCCUAUGAUGUCAGCAAGAAAGAACUCAGAGAUAGCAACUGUCAUGCGAAACAGCUGCCUGAGCUUUUCCCAAAGGAUGUGAGAGGAAUCAGGGAUGUGCUAGUGCAAGAGGAUCAAACAGAAGGCAAAAGGUCUACAUUCAUUCAAAAUCAGGCUGUGGCUACCCUGCAGUGCCUUGGCUCUGGGAGCAAAGUGAAAGUCAACCUUGUAUAUUCAGAGAAAAGGUCAAAGGUCAAGCAUACUCUGAAGAACUUGAGAGUCAUUGCUGCUCCCCACAGAAAUGGCACUGCCUCUCCAAACUGUCACCUAACCCCCACAUCCAAGUUUCACACUGGAUCCUUUCUAACAGGCAAAGAGUCAAUGUCAGGGAGCCAGACAGCUAUGCCAAUGCCAGAAGUUGUGCAGAAGGUAAAAGAAGGAAGGACAGAAACCUGGGGCAGAUGAAUCUCAGCUUGACUCUCAGCCCAAGAAGGAAAGUGGUCUCUGUAUGGUUUAUGUCAUUUGCUUGGAGAAAAUGAGGUUGAACAAGAUACUCCCAACUCGUCAAGCCCAAACAAAGCUGCAGGAAUCACUGUCAUUCAUUAGACAUACUUCUGAA